CCCUGCUGCCGGGGCUGGUGAUUGGAGGAAACCCCGUGUCUGCGGAGCGGCUGUAGCCUGUGAGCAGCGAGAUCCAGGGACAGAGUCUCAGCCUCGCCGCUGCCGCCGCCGCCCAGAGCCUGCUGAGCCUCGGUCCUCGGUCCGCCACCCACUCCGGACACAGAACAUCCAAUCAUGGAUAAAAAUGAGCUGGUGCAGAAGGCCAAACUGGCCGAGCAGGCUGAGCGAUAUGACGACAUGGCAGCCUGCAUGAAGUCUGUAACUGAGCAAGGAGCUGAAUUAUCCAAUGAGGAGAGGAAUCUUCUCUCAGUUGCUUAUAAAAAUGUUGUAGGAGCCCGUAGGUCAUCUUGGAGGGUCGUCUCAAGUAUUGAGCAAAAGACGGAAGGUGCUGAGAAAAAGCAGCAGAUGGCUCGAGAAUACAGAGAGAAAAUUGAAACUGAGCUAAGAGAUAUCUGCAAUGAUGUACUGUCUCUUUUGGAAAAGUUCUUGAUCCCUAAUGCUUCCCAAGCAGAGAGCAAAGUCUUCUAUUUGAAAAUGAAAGGAGACUACUACCGUUACUUGGCUGAGGUUGCUGCUGGUGAUGACAAGAAAGGGAUUGUGGAUCAGUCACAACAAGCUUACCAGGAAGCUUUUGAAAUCAGCAAAAAGGAAAUGCAACCAACACAUCCUAUCAGAUUGGGUCUGGCCCUUAACUUCUCUGUGUUCUAUUAUGAGAUUCUGAACUCCCCAGAGAAAGCUUGCUCUCUUGCAAAGACAGCUUUUGAUGAAGCCAUUGCUGAACUUGAUACAUUAAGUGAAGAGUCAUACAAAGACAGCACACUAAUAAUGCAAUUACUGAGAGACAACUUGACAUUGUGGACAUCGGAUACCCAAGGAGAUGAAGCUGAAGCAGGAGAAGGAGGGGAGAAUUAACCGGCCUUCCAACUUUUGUCUGCCUCAUUCUAAAAUUUACACAGUAGACCAUUUGUCAUCCAUGCUGUCCCACAAAUAGUUUUUUGUUUACGAUUUAUGACAGGUUUAUGUUACUUCUGUUUGAAUUUCUAUAUUUCCCAUGUGGUUUUUAUGUUUAAUAUUAGGGGAGUAGAGCCAGUUAACAUUUAGAAAGUUAAUCUGUUUUCAUCUUGAGGUGGCCAAUAUGGGGAUGUGGAAUUUUUAUACAAGUUAUUAAUGUUUGGCAUAGUACUUUGGGUACAUUGUGGCUUCACAAGGGCCAGUGUUAAAACUGCUUCCAUGUCUAAGCAAAGAAAACUGCCUACAUAUUGGUUUGUCCUGGUGGGGAAUUUAAGGGAUAAUUGGUUCCGUCAAAGGUGUAGUUACUGUGGGUACUUUAAGGUUUGGAGCACUUACAAGGCUGUAGUAAAAAUGGAUAUCCCACAGAUAUUACAUGUUAGAACGUGUGUAUUUGUGGAAUACUUAAUACCUUUGCCUACAGCUGCGGAAAAGUGUUCCUUGAGACAAAGUUGUGAUCCAGUUUACUCGGUUAAGGGCAGAUACGGUUCACAUUCCAUUAUAUGUAAAGUUACCUGCUGUUUGCUUUCAUUAUUUUUGCUACACUCAUUUUAUUUGUAUUUAAAUGUUUUAGGCAAUCUAAGAACAAAUGUACAAGUAAAGAUGCAGUAAAAAAGAAUUGCUUGGUAUCCAUUAUUUCAUGUAUAUCAAGCAUAGCAGUCAAACAAAAACCCCAUGUAUUUAACUUUUUUAGGUUUUUUUUGCUUUUGUGAUUUUUUUUUUUUUGAUACUUGCCUAACAUGCAUGUGCUGUAAAAAUAGUUAACAGGGAAAUAACUCAAGAUGAUGGCUAGCUUUGUUUAAUGUCUUAUGGAAUUUUCAUGAACAAUUCAAGCAUAAUUGUUAAGAACACGUGUAUUAAGUUCAUGUAAGUGGAAUAAAAGUUUUAUGAAUGGACUUU
Messenger RNA from Talpa occidentalis (Iberian mole), 1908 nucleotides. It is a transcript of the gene YWHAZ, whose product is annotated as tyrosine 3-monooxygenase/tryptophan 5-monooxygenase activation protein zeta. The coding region runs from base 175 to 912 and encodes 245 amino acids. The record is from RefSeq and is a predicted model, not a curated record. The transcript has 6 exons. Gene Ontology annotation, cellular component: cytoplasm. Gene Ontology annotation, biological process: signal transduction. Lineage: Eukaryota; Metazoa; Chordata; Mammalia; Eulipotyphla; Talpidae.